UAGUAACAAUUUCCAACAUGAAGUAUUUUUUAUUUUAGUAUUAUUAUAAUUUUUUUCUCAGGUAACAACACAUUUUGAUAUUCUCUUCACUUUUAUCUCUGUCUGUCAACAAUCCCCGAUGGGAAACCUACAGAUUAAGUAUUUUUGGUGGCUGGGACAGACGCCCGCAUCGUGAAAAGACAGGGGGCUUGUCUGCGAGGACUGUGGGUUCCCACACAGGCGUGUCAACUGAAUGUCUAAGGGGAGAAUUGAUGGGCGAGGGAGCGGCGACCUGUAAUACCCUGGCUCUUCGCCCAGUGCCUCAGGCCCCAUGUGACUUGCUGGGGUUCUGUCUUUUGUCAUGCGACCCCUUUGGCCAUCAGGGUUCUGAGUAGGUGCUGGCUCAGCAAUCUGAAGGUCAACCCUGUUACGACGGUACAGUGAUCCAUUUACUUCGACCAAGUAGGAGCGUGGUGCCACUUUCUGUACACAGGAUCUGAGUCUCCAGAGGCCUGUCCGGUUCCCUGGUAGUGGCUUCAUUCGCACCGUUUCACCCACCCUGAGCUCAGUACCACGAGGACGGGUACCUGGUCCUGGACGGGCUCCUCAGCCCGGCGGAGUGUGAUGAGCUCCGGCUGAGGAUGGGAGAGAUCGUGGACCGGAUGGACGUUCCAGAACAUUGUCGGAUCCAGUUCUCCACUAAUCACGACGAGCAGUUGAAAACACAGGGAAACGCUGACUACUUCAUCACCAGUGGAGAUAAGAUCCGCUUCUUCUUUGAGAAAGGAGUUUUUGAUGAUAAAGGAAAUUUCACCGUGCCAAAAGAACGCUCUCUCAACAAAAUUGGACAUGCACUCCAUGCCUAUGAGCCUUUAUACAAAACUGCCACUCAUUCACCCAAGAUUCAGGGUAUAGCCAAGAAGCUUGGUCUGAAGAGUCCUGUGAUUUUGCAAAGCAUGUACAUUUUCAAGCAACCAGGGAUCGGUGGAGAAGUGACGCCCCACCAAGAUGCUACAUUCCUCCACACGGAGCCCCUGGGCAGGGUGAUGGGCGUGUGGAUCGCCCUGGAGGAUGCCACCCUGGACAAUGGCUGCUUGUGGUUCAUCCCCGGCUCACACAACAAUGGUAUCACCCGACGUAUGGUUCGGACCCCGGAAGGCACCUAUCCCCUGACAGACUUUAUUGGGAGAGAGGCAACCUAUGACGAUAAGCUGUUCAUACCUGCACCUGUCAAAAAAGGUGGGGUGGUGCUGAUCGAGGGAAAGGUUGUCCAUAAAAGUGAGCAGAACGCGUCAGAAAAAUCACGCCAUGUCUACACUUUCCACAUCAUGGAGUCUCAGGAGACAAAAUGGAACCCUGAGAACUGGUUACAGCCCACAGAGGACCUUCCUUUCCCUGCCCUGUACACCAAGUAAUCCUGGUUCACUCUGUCUGCCACUACACUGAAUGGAUGGACAGAGGCAGACACCUUCACUUGUCCCUAGAGACGAUUAGUAAAAACAAUUAUCAGAAUUGGGCUGCCUGUGUGUGUGCAUGUGCUUCAGGGUAUUAGUCAGAAGACAUGUAGUUAGGCUUUAUAAGAUUAGUGAACAUUUAGUAGUAGCACACUGAAGUGAGCAAUGAACCAAUGUGUUUGCGUGUAGAACAGUUAAUUCAAAUCACGUGUUUUAGCAUUCAGAUUCCCUUAAGUAUCCAAUUUAUCUUCUCUCUGAUCAGAAACAGGUUUGCCUCAUCAAGGUAUGUCUUCCUGAUAGAUCAAUGUGAGACAUUAUGCCCACAAAUACAGUGCCUUGCGAAAGUAUUCGGCCCCCUUGAACUUUGCGACCUUUUGCCACAUUUCAGGCUUCAAACAUAAAGAUAUAAAACUGUAUUUUUUUGUGAAGAAUCAGCAACAAGUGGGACACAAUCAUGAAGUGGAAUGACAUUUAUUGGAUAUUUCAAACUUUUUUAACAAAUCAAAACCUGAAAAAUUGGGCGUGCAAAAUUAUUCAGCCCCCUUAAGUUAAUACUUUGUAGCGCCACCUUUUGCUGCGAUUACAGCUGUAAGUCGCUUGGGGUAUGUCUCUAUCAGUUUUGCACAUCGAGAGACUGACAUUUUUUCCCAUUCCUCCUUGCAAAACAGCUCGAGCUCAGGGAGGUUGGAUGGAGACCAUUUGUGAACAGCAGUUUUCAGUUCUUUCCACAGAUUCUCGAUUGGAUUCAGGUCUGGACUUUGACUUGGCCAUUCUAACACCUGGAUAUGUUUAUCUUUGAACCAUUCCAUUGUAGAUUUUGCUUUAUGUUUUGGAUCAUUGUCUUGUUGGAAGACAAAUCUCCGUCCCAGUCUCAGGUCUUUGCAAACUCCAUCAGGUUUUCUUCCAGAAUGGUCCUGUAUUUGGCUCCAUCCAUCUUCCCAUCAAUUUUAACCAUCUUCCCUGACCCUGCUGAAGAAAAGCAGGCCCAAACCAUGAUGCUGCCACCACCAUGUUUGACAGUGGGGAUGGUGCGUUCAGGGUGAUGAGCUGUGUUGCUUUUACGCCAAACAUAACGUUUUGCAUUGUUGCCAAAAAGUUCCAUUUUGGUUUCAUCUGACCAGAGCACCUUCUUCCACAUGUUUGGUGUGUCUCCCAGGUGGCUUGUGGCAAACUUUAAACGACACUUUUUAUGGAUAUCUUUAAGAAAUGGCUUUCUUCUUGCCACUCUUCCAUAAAGGCCAGAUGUGUGCAAUAUACGACUGAUUGUUGUCCUAUGGACAGAGUCUCCCACCUCAGCUGUAGAUCUCUGCAGUUCAUCCAGAGUGAUCACGGGCCUCUUGGCUGCAUCUCUGAUCAGUCUUCUCCUUGUAUGAGCUGAAAGUUUAGAGGGACGGCCAGGUCUUGGUAGAUUUGCAGUGGUCUGAUACUCCUUCCAUUUCAAUAUUAUCGCUUGCACAGUGCUCCUUUGGAUGUUUAAAGCUUGGGAAAUGUUUUUGUAUCCAAAUCCAGCUUUAAACUUCUUCACAACAGUAUCUCGGACCUGCCUGGUGUGUUCCUUGUUCUUCGUGAUGCUCUCUGUGCUUUUAACGGACCUCUGAGACUAUCACAGUGCAGGUGCAUUUAUACGGAGACUUGAUUACACACAGGUGGAUUGUAUUUAUCAUCAUUAGUCAUUUAGGUCAACAUUGGAUCAUUCAGAGAUCCUCACUGAACUUCUGGAGAGAGUUUGCUGCACUGAAAGUAAAGGGGCUGAAUAAUGUUGCACGCCCAAUUUUUCAGUUUUUGAUUUGUUAAAAAAGUUUGCAAUAUCCAAUAAAUGUCGUUCCACUUCAUGA
Molecule: messenger RNA, 3268 nt
Organism: Oncorhynchus keta (chum salmon)
Lineage: Eukaryota; Metazoa; Chordata; Actinopteri; Salmoniformes; Salmonidae
Gene: phyhd1
Product: phytanoyl-CoA dioxygenase domain containing 1
Exons: 11
Coding region: 621-1394 (257 amino acids)
Source: RefSeq, a predicted model, not a curated record